Molecule: messenger RNA, 3744 nt
Organism: Paramecium tetraurelia
Lineage: Eukaryota; Ciliophora; Oligohymenophorea; Peniculida; Parameciidae
Exons: 1
Source: RefSeq, a predicted model, not a curated record
AUGAUUGGAAGACCUCCAAGAACUAGAAAUGAAAGAUAGUAAAAUCCUUAAAUGAAUGAAGAUUAAUUGAAAAUGGAACUUCAAAUGUAAGCAGAAAAUAAAAAGAGAGAAUUAAGAAUGCAGCAACUCUAAGAAAAAGAAGAAAAUUUAAAAUAAUUAGAAUAUGCAGGACAGGAUGUUGAGUCAUUCAGAAAUAAGGUAUAUGCAGAAUAUCAGGAUGUUAUUCCUCAGUAAUCUAAAGCUGAGUAAGAACGUGCUGCUCGAAUUAAAUUAAGAGAAGAGGAAAGAUUGAGAAGAAAGAAUGGCUUAGGAAGUGCUUAUGAAUAAGAAAAGGAAAGAUUGCCUGUCUAAUUGGAAUAAAAGCUUCUACAAAAUUUGAAUCAGAUAAAUAUUAAUUAAAAUGCAGAUUGGUUAGAUAAGUAAUAAGUUGUUUCAAAUCAACAAAAUAACAAUUACCAUCAUUAGCAAUAACCGGUUGCCAAUUAUUAUCCUGAUCAAGUCUAUGGGGGAAGAUAAAUAUAAUAGUCGUAACUUAAUAAUUAAAUGAAGAAUGAUUCAUACAAAUAACAAGACAAAUAAAGUUAUGAGCCACGUUAUUAACCAUCACCCUAAAUGAAUAAUAAUAGUAAUUAUUAGAAAAAUAAAAUUAAUGAGGCAGCAGAAUAAGAAAGGGAAAAAAAAAGAAAAUAUAAGGAACAAUUAGAUAUGUAGAUUAGUUAGAAAGGUUAAUAAAAUUAAUAGCAAAUUUAAAACUAAUAGGGACUGUAACAAUAUUAGUAAUAAUAAAAUCUUUAGUACUAAUAAUAAUAAUAAUAAUAAUAAUACAAACCACAUUCACAAUAAAGUUAGAGAUAACCAUAACCAUAACCAGAAGCAGAUUUCUUUUCUAAAUUCGGAUAGCCCUAAUCCUAGUAAGGUUGGAGAUAAUAAUAAUAAUAAUAAUAAUAAUAAUAAAAUUAGGAUAAUGCUGCAUUGUAAAGAAUGAAGUAUAGAGAAGAACUCGAUCGUUAAAUUUAGGAAAAAAAAAAUAGAGAAAUGGAAUAAUAACAAUUAAAAAAUCAACAGGAUUUUGCCAAAAGGCCAGCCAGUAAUCCAACAAACGUCUUUGAUUUUCCAUAAGAAUAUGACUAUAGAAAUAAUCCUCCUCCUCAAUCUCCUAAUUAUUAUUAGCCACCAUAAUCUGCACCUUCUGAUGAUUAGUCAAAAGGAAGAUUCCUGUAAAGAAGAUUCACUAGUGGAUAACCUGAAGAUCCACAAAAAUAAGCUAUAAAAGAAUAAUAUGCAGAAGAAUUAAAAAGAUAAAUGGAGGAAAAAAAAAGAAAGAAAAAAGAAGAGGAAGAGGAAAAUAGAAGAAGGGACGAAUUAGAAUAAUAAUAAUAUUAAUAAUAAGUUAUGCUUGAGAAAAAAAGAUAGGAGGAAUAGGUUAAAUAAAAGUAAGUUGAAUAAUUUGAUUAGUAAGUUUAAUAAAAAGAGGUAGGAAGGAGAGGAAAGUAGAAUAUAUAAAACGAGCAACCUCAAUAAGACAUUAUUAAGAAAUCUGCAUUGCAGAUUUUAUCUCCAGAAAGUGAUUUAUAAAGAGAAUAAUUAUCAUCUGUUUAAGAUCAAAGGCAUUAAUAAUAAUAAUAACAAUAAUAACAAUAUAUGUAACCAUAAAUGUAAUAGCCUCAAUAUUAAUAAUAUUCCUAGCUUUAGUAACAUGUUCAAUAAACACCUUAUUAACAUAAUCCUUAUCACCCUCCUAUGUCACCAUUGAUGAAUGUCUAUAAUCAAUUCCAUCCAUAGGAUAAUAUAUAACAAUAUUAAUAAGUGCUUUUCAAUGAUCAAAACACACACCAUCCACAGGCUGUUAUGGUUCAUUAAUAAUAUUUGAUGUAGCUCUAGCAAAAUAGAUAGGAAAUUGAUUUAGUUAGAUAGAUAUUAGAAGAAAAACUUAGAUUAUAAUAAAUAGAAAUGUAGAACCAAAUAUUAAUAGAUUAAUACUAAAGAAAAGUGAUGGACAUAUAAAGGGAGUAAAAAUUAUUUGAACAAGAAAUCCUUAAAUUACAAGACUUUAUUCAAGGAAAAUAAAAGCGUCCUUUGGAUCCAACUGUCUUUGCUUCUAGCGUCUUUUUUAAUGCCUUAGGUAAAAAAGAUAAUCAAAAUUUAUCUCCUCAUUAAUAAUAGUUAGCAAACAUAUAACCAAUCAAAAUAUCUCCUUUCUAAUCCCCUACAGCAAAUUCAUAAGCUUAAUAGUUUUAGAAGUAAUUUAAAUAAUCUGAUAUUUCAUCUUAAUAUUCGCAUUAAUAUUAAGAAGUAAACUAGUUACAUCCUGAAAAGCAUUUAUAACCUUACUCCUAAUAAUAAUAAUAGUAAUAAUAAUUAUAAUAGUAAUAAUAAUAAUAAUAAUAAUAAUAAUAAUAAUAAUAAUAGCAAUAAUUCUAGUAAUAAAAUUAUAAACCUAAAGGAAUUACAGAAUCAAUGAUUGAUAAUGAUGUUGAAUUGCCAGGGGAAUCUGAGUAUGUGCACUAUACUGAAGAAUAAUUAGGAAAGAGUUUUAUGCCAGAAUUAAGAGAAUUGAAAUUAAAAACACAACAGUCUCAAAAUUUCAAAUAACCAGAAAAUGCAAAAACAUCAUAGUCUUAAUAAUUCAAGACUCUGCAAUCUUAAAAUUUUUCAAAUAAUGACUUUCAGUAGCAUUUGUAAUAAAAAUCAUCUAUCACAGAUGAAAGUUGCGAAUUACCCACAAAUGCAAUUUAAAAGUCAAUUCCUCCUUAAUUAAGUAGGGUUUAGGCAAGCCAAAAUAUGCAAGACCAUUAUUAAGAUGAAGAAAUGGAUGAAUCAAAUUAAAAUUCAGAUGAAGAAAAUUAUGAUCAAAAAGAUUUUGAACCUGAAGAAGAGGAAGUUAAUGAAUAAGGUAUCGAUAAUCCCUUUGAUCAGAAAGAUGAAUAGGAUGAUUAAAAUGAGAAUUCAGAUAAAGAACAAUAUGAUAUUGAAAUUCCAAAUCCAUAGAAUUAUGAUUUAAAUAUGUUAAAGACCCAAGAAUAUUAUGCUAUGUUUGUCGAAAAUAUAAAGCCUUAAUCAAGACAGCAAGAACUGAAAUUCCCAACAAAAUUACUUCAACAAAAUACAUUAAAGUUGAAUAAUGAUACUAUAUAAUAAUCAAGUAUGUGUGAAUAGAGUGAAAUCAUUGAAAGUUAGUUAAAAUGCAACUAUGAAAAAUAAGGAGAUGUUGAGGAAGUUCAAAUGAGUUAGGCUUAGUUUUCUGUAUAUUAGUAAUCUAUGGCAAUACCAGAAGAUGAAGAACCCUCCUAGCCUACUGCAUCCUAGAAAGCACUCAGAAAUUCAAGUAGAAAAUAUUAAAAACCUAAAACAGUCGAUAUUUUUAAGAAUGAACAACCUAGAAACUCCAAUCCAUAAUCUCAAAAUUAAAUUCCUCAACUAUAAGAACAAUCUAGAUGUACAAACUAAUAAAUUCCAGAUUAAUCAAGAUGUACAAAUCUAUAGAUGCCUGAUUAAUCUCGUUGCACCAAUCAAAACCCUAUUGCUUCUCAAACCUUUCUGUACCAACCUAGAGUUGAAUUAGUUAAAUCAAGGUUAGAAAAUCUUUUUUAACAUACAAACGAAUUAAUGGCAGAUCUACCAAAAGUUAAAGUUGAAAAGAUAGUGGCUGUCGACGAUGAUGAAAUCAAAUCUUAUAAAAUUGAGGAGAAUUCUUAAUGGCAAUAACAAUUAGAUUUGUUUGCCUACGAAUAAAGCCAUAGUUGA